CAUUUUGUUACACAUAUACCCCUACCUCACCAAUCUCAUAAAUAAGUGCAGCAAAUACCCUGCUUCCCAAAGCCGCUCGCUGCUACUCUCCAAUGCUACUUAUGCUCCCCUGGCUCUGCUCCCUCUCUUCCUCUGCUGCGGACGGCACCUCCACCACCACCGUCGUCGACGACAGAGCUGCCAUUACCGGAAGCAAUCCUGGCUCCUGCACCUUAUCAUCCUCCAACUCCACUGCCGCCUUCGAUGACGCAAUCUCUGUACUCACACAUCCAUCCCUUCCUUCUCUCCAAUCCCUAACCCCGCCUCUUAACCCAUCCCCCCCAUUCUCUGCCUCCUUCCUCUGCCUCUCCUCCAUCAUACAUGCCUGCUCGGCGCCCACCGCCGCCGCACUAGCCGCCUCUUCAUCCUCACUCCUCCUUUAUUCCGCCACUGAAUCCACCCUCUCCGUCUAUAACCUCUCUGACCUCCGCACCAUCGACACUCUCCCCGCCCCUUAUGGUGCGGGUGCCACCAAAUCCAUCUCCCUCUGCCCCAACGGAACUUCCAUCUUCACAGCACAUCAAGACGGCCGUAUACGCGUAUGGAACCGAUCCCC
Molecule: messenger RNA, 595 nt
Organism: Phalaenopsis equestris
Lineage: Eukaryota; Viridiplantae; Streptophyta; Magnoliopsida; Asparagales; Orchidaceae
Exons: 1
Molecular function (GO): protein binding
Source: RefSeq, a predicted model, not a curated record